Molecule: messenger RNA, 1475 nt
Organism: Paraphaeosphaeria sporulosa
Lineage: Eukaryota; Fungi; Ascomycota; Dothideomycetes; Pleosporales; Didymosphaeriaceae
Product: putative serine/threonine protein kinase
Exons: 3
Coding region: 341-1462 (373 amino acids)
Biological process (GO): intracellular monoatomic cation homeostasis; protein phosphorylation; intracellular signal transduction
Molecular function (GO): ATP binding; protein serine/threonine kinase activity
Source: RefSeq, a predicted model, not a curated record
UCUGUUACCUAAGCGAUAUACCUUUCCUGGCCAUUUCUAAUACGUAACUUGAGCGAUAUAUGCGCAUCUCGACAUUGAACCCCUUACGCAGAGGAUCGCCCUGAUUGACGAGUUCACAAGGUCGCACAGCAGUCGUAUUUCAACAUAUCGCUGACAGCCGUAUCCAGCGAUGAGUUGCGACUGCUUAUAUCUUGGGGUAUUCUCCAGCAGUAUUGCGUAACGAAGCAGUGCCUUAUCGCAAGUGCUCCGCACUGCUCGUGCUCUUUGUUGAAGUACUUUCAGCGCAGUCUACUCUGGUAGCCGUACCUGACGGUGACUUCGUUCGAUCAGUCUGGCUCCAAUGCAUCGACCCACCUUCCCACCUACGACCUCCAACUUGCUGCAAAACAAGAGUCCCGAUCGCAUCAAAUAUCUCGUCAAUGGCGAUCAUGAGCACCACCUCGCCAAUACCGUACGCCUGUACGACAACGACAGCACCAUAACACGGUUUAUCCGGUGGAUCAAGAAAGGCAACCAGACAAUACCGUCCGACCGUGUACCAUUGGCGAUCGAUUACGACAUCUUCUCGACGGCUGAAAGCGGGGGAACAAUCGAGUCGAAAUACGGUCGCUACAAAGAGGUCUUGGGAUGGGGCUCGUCCUCCACAGUCAAGAUGGCGUACAAACCCAAUCCGCACCACGGUCCGAAAGGAUACACUUAUGCUGUAAAGGCGUUCCGCCAACGCGCCAACGAAUCACACAAUGCAUACCACAAGCGCGCAUCAGCAGAAUUCUGCAUCGCAACGACUCUGCAGCACAAGAAUAUAGUACACACGAUAGACCUUCUGAGCGACGACCAUGGCCGCAUGUGUCAAGUUAUGGAGUUCUGUGCUGCAGGUGAUCUUUGCGCGCUGCUCAUCUCUGCAGGAAAGCUUGACGAAACAGAGGCAGAUUGCUUGUUUAAGCAACUUGUUCGUGGCGUUGCAUUCAUGCAUGAGACAGGCGUUGCCCACCGGGACUUGAAGCCUGAGAAUAUACUGUUGACGACAACAGGAUGUCUCAAGAUAUCGGACUUCGGAAUGGCAGAGUGCGUGCAGUACGCAUGGGAGACUACAGGUCAUCGCUCGAAAGGAUUGCAAGGCAGCAAGCCGUACAUGGCACCCGAGAUCUACAUCACCGAGCACUUCGACGCGAGAGCCAUCGACGUUUGGGCUACGGGCAUUAUGUAUGUUGCCAUGCGCACAGCACGACUGAUGUGGACCAAGGCCGACGAUACAGACAGCAUGUUCAAGAAGUUCAAGCUCAGCUGCGGGUCCGGAGAAGGGUAUCGCCCAGUAGAACAAUUCGAAGGUGCGCACCGGCGGCAGCUCAUAUAUUCCAUACUGCAGACAGAUCCUCAGAUGAGGAUCAAGAGCUCAGAGAUUCUGGAUUCGCAAUGGCUCUCGGAUGUUGUGAUAUGUAAAGCUGGGCAGCGUGGGUACUAAUGUAUUUUAUGAA